GGUUAAAUAUUCCACGGAACUCGUUGUUUCGCGAUAAAAAAGAAAUAAUAACGGUCGUCGAUUGUGUUCGGUACAAGAAGCGACAAGUGAGGCAAAAAUUUACAAUUCAAAAUCUGCUCGGUAUGGUUGUAGGUGUCUAAUUAUUAUCGUUAUUGAGCGCGACGCGGCUGAUAAUGAAGAUCGAAGUUAUUUACACGUUAUGACGAAGUUUCGCCGAUAGAAGUCGUCGUCGGAUAACGAAUAACAACCGAUUACCGAAUAGUGCGGGUGGGGGGGAGGCUACACGCCCUCCUGAAAAGUACUCGACAGCAGAGUCUGCGACGGUUUGCCAGACGAUAAUUGACCUCAGUCGAGCAUUGAGCUUGUACUGGACCAGAGCGGUUCUGCCGCACCGAUGCUCAGCCAACGACGCGUCUCAAAGUGCAUGUUAAGAUGAAGAGCUGCAGCGCUAAACUGUUGUGCCUAUUCGUGAUAGUCACCGGGUGCGUGGUGAGUUCGUGCGAAUGUGAUGAAAUAAGGGAAAGGUUCAACAUCCUCGGGGUGUUCGGGCACCUGGGAAAGAGUCACUUCGACGUAUUUUUACCGAUCCUCGAGGAGCUGGCCCACCGAGGGCACAACGUUACGGUCCUUUCUUUCUUUCCGCGGAAGGACAGGAUCCCGAACUACAGGGACAUAAGCUUGGGUGACUCGACGGCGAUAUUCCUGAACGUCAUUGACCUGACGAAACUCGAUCAUUCGAUAUUUUACAUUGUCUCCGAGCUGAAAAUGCUCCACAACAUGGCUGAGAUAGCCUGCUAUAGUGCGCUAAGAACCACCGCUGUCAAGGAGUUUCUCAAGUCGGAUGAAAAAUUCGAUCUCAUUUUGACGGAGUCGUUCAACACCGACUGCUUCCUCGGUUUCGUGCACAAGUUCAAAGCUCCGUUCAUAGGACUCUCGUCCCACGCGAUCAUACCCUGGGUAAACAAUCGUUUGAACAACCCCGAUAAUCCAAGCUACAUUCCUGGUCUGUUUCACUCUGUUUCGCCGAGUAUGACCUUCUUCGAACGAGUCAUGAACACUUUUUGGAUCGUGGCUGAACAGAUCGCCUACGAUCUGAUAUUCACAAGACCAAUGCAAUCGCUGGUGGAGGAGACUUUUGGCCCCGGAGUUCCUCCGCUUCAAGAUAUUGCGAACAACAUGACAGCCCUGAUGGUGAACACGCACUUUAGCCUACACGGUGCAAGGCCGCUCAGUCCAAGUGUGGUCGAGAUCGGUGGAGUGCAUAUUCGCGGCGCCAAGCCAUUGCCCAAAGAUUUACAAGAUUUUCUGGACUCCGCGGAGCAUGGCGUGCUAUACUUCAGCUGGGGUUCGAUGGUGAGAGCGUCGUCGAUGCCAAAUGAAACACUGGCGACGAUCGUCGAGGCGCUUGGGAGGCUGAAACAGAAGGUUCUUUGGAAAUGGGAGAACGACGACCUGCCCAACAAGCCGAAAAACCUGAUGACCCGGCAAUGGUUACCGCAGUUCGACGUUUUGUCUCAUCCAAACGUCAAAGGUUUCCUGGCUCACGCGGGACUCUUGGGGCUUUCGGAAGCGAUUUACGUCGGGGUUCCGAUAGUCGCGGUUCCGAUGUUCGGCGACCAGCACGGGAACGCUAAAGCAGCCGAAGCGAGAGGCGCUGCGAUAAUACUCCAGUACGAAGAUAUCACGGUGGACACCCUCACCGGCGCCCUUAACGAGAUACUGAACAAUCCGAGCUACCGCAGGAACGCUCGGGCAGUUUCCGAGGCCUACAGAGACCGGCCAGCUUCCGCUUUGGAAACGGCCGUUUGGUGGGCCGAGUACGUGGCGAGGGGCAAAGGUCGGCCUUUCCUGCGAAGCGCGUCCGCCAAUUUGUCCUGGUACCAGUACCAUCUCCUGGAUGUAAUCGGUUUCCUUUCUCUGGCCGGGCUGGCCGUUCUAUUCGUUGCAGUUUUUGCCGUUAAACGCCUCUUGAAAGCGCUCAAUUUGCCCGUGAAGAAAGUCGGAAUAACGUCCGAGGCGAACGACUUGACUAAAAAUGAAACCAACAAGAAAAGGAAUUGAGAAUCGACGAUCCAUUGUCAACGGAGUUUGAACAGCUCGUUAAAAAUGUUUAUUAAAAUCGGGAAAACAAUUGUCCACGCGGUGGAUUCUUUAAAUAAAUUAAACUUCCCGCUGUUUAUGAAAAAAUGAAAAAAAAAAGGGAACAAUCGGAGAGUACAUUUGUCAUCGAAGUUUCGAUAACGCCUUUUAUAGUUAUAAGCGUGUGUAUGAUGUAUGUAUAUAUCCUGCGCGUAUAAGGAAAUAUAUUCCGCGCAAGUGUCAGGGUGAGGUAUUAAAAUGUGUUGCUUGACUGUCGACCCUCAUUUUUUUCUUCCUCCUACGUCGGAGUUCCGAUAUGCCAAGUUGAAUUUCACCCAGGAUUGAAAGAGUACGGUUCUGGAGUUUCAAACUUGCUAUUCAAGUGAUUUGUACAGUUUUUCUUAGCCCAUUUUUCACUUUCAGUAAUAUAUAUGUAUAAAAUAGCGGUUUUCAUGUUACUGUUCAUAAAUUCGUAAAACUAUGAAUUUACGAAAUUCAAAUUGUACAAAAAAAAAACUCAUUAAAUGUCUAUUCGAGAUAGCAUUCAAUUAUCGCCCAUCUUUUAAAAACAAUACGAACCCAAAUAAAAUUUGUUUUUGUUUGUGUAUAUACGUAUAUAUGCACAAGGUCUGGGUAAAAAUAUAUCUAUGUACAUAUUACUGAGAGUUAGAAAUUGGAUAAGAAAAACUGUAGAAAUCACUUGAAUAGCAAGUUUCAAAUUCUAGAACCGUACUUUUUCAGUCCCGGAAACAAUUCAACUCAGCGUAUGCUAACUCCGAUGUAUGGUGAAGAAAAGAUAUCGAAGCUACAGGACCAGACGGCUCAGAAAUAACAAUUCAAACAAAAAGAACUCAUAACAAAAAUAUCAAACUUGAAAUUUAAUUUAAUUUAUUGUAAUUACAUGUUUCGUUAAUUUUUUCUCAUGGGUUAUUUUUAUCUUGAGUUAUUCUUGUUUGGGUUAUUUUUAGACGAAAUACUAAUGUCGGUCACCAAUACGCAGAAUCUGGAUAUGAAUCACAUCUACAUCUGCUCAGAAACACGUGAUAUAGAUAUGCUGUAGAGGUGGUACUGUGUUAAUUAUUAUCUACAUGUGCAUGUAAGCAAAGAUAUGGAUAUAAUAAAUAGUGAUUAUUUAUUUGCA
This is a messenger RNA of Neodiprion fabricii, 3220 nucleotides long. RefSeq names its product UDP-glycosyltransferase UGT5-like. The record is from RefSeq and is a predicted model, not a curated record. The transcript is spliced from 4 exons. NCBI's taxonomy places the organism in Eukaryota, Metazoa, Arthropoda, Insecta, Hymenoptera, Diprionidae. The coding region runs from base 433 to 2061 and encodes 542 amino acids. Gene Ontology annotation, molecular function: UDP-glycosyltransferase activity.